Messenger RNA from Boeremia exigua, 1581 nucleotides. RefSeq names its product Alpha/Beta hydrolase protein. The transcript is spliced from 2 exons. Gene Ontology annotation, molecular function: A2-type glycerophospholipase activity. Gene Ontology annotation, biological process: cardiolipin acyl-chain remodeling. NCBI's taxonomy places the organism in Eukaryota, Fungi, Ascomycota, Dothideomycetes, Pleosporales, Didymellaceae. Gene Ontology annotation, cellular component: mitochondrial inner membrane. Bases 1 to 1581 code for a protein of 526 amino acids. The record is from RefSeq and is a predicted model, not a curated record.
AUGGCUGCGCACGACGAUAGCGCAGGUGGGGAGCUUGGGGCCAAGACGCAGCAGAGCCCGCUUGCGAGCCAGAGAGCCGAGGGCCAGGCUCCAGGGCGCAUCGCGAAGUGGUUCCCGUUGAGCGCGAGCGAGGGCUUCUCGCAAUGGUGGGCCGGCCUCUCCCCCAUGGCCACCGAGCACCGCGUGCUCUCCUUCGUCCCCCACCUGCAGAGUCCGCCGACACAUACACAGACGGGCUCGGCGCCCGCGUCGACGGCGGAUCUCACAGCAGCACCGCCCAGGACCUCCGAAGACCGCGUCACCACCAGCGCGCUCACAGAUCCGUACGGCCCGCGCAGAUGGAACUCGCAGAUGGUCGAGCUGAGCGGCAAAGGGCGCGCCCUGAACGAGUUCAGCGUGGAGCGUCUGGGCGAGGAGGUUGAGGAGAACCUGGUCAUGCUCCACGGCUACGGCGCAGGACUGGGCUUCUUCUACCGCAACUUCGAGGCCCUCUCGCGCGCUGAGGGCUGGAAGGUGUACGCUCUGGAUCUGCCCGGCAUGGGCCGCAGCAGCCGCUCGACUUUCAAAAUCAACGCAAAAGACAAGGACGGCAAGAUUGCAGAAGCCGAGUCCUUCUUCGUCGACGCCCUGGAGGAGUGGCGCAUCAAGCGCGGCCUCGAGCGCUUCACCCUGCUCGGUCACAGUCUGGGCGGCUACCUCGCUGUUGCAUACGCUCUGAAAUACCCAGGCCACUUGAACAAGUUGAUCCUUGCAAGUCCUGUCGGCAUACCAGAAGACCCCUACGCAGUGAACGAGGAGAUGCCUGAUCCCAACGACUCCACCAUGGUCAACGAGUUCACCCAGGACGCCUCGGCGCCGCGCAACGGCGUCCCUCCCACGACAGCAGACAACAACAACUUCCUCAAUCAGGCGAAGAAGAACGCUGAAAAGCCCGACCAGCCGCCGCGCCGCCGCAUGCCCGGCUGGCUCACAUACCUGUGGGAAGCCAACGUGCUGUCCCCCUUCUCGUUCGUCCGCUGGAGUGGGCCGCUGGGCCCGCGCCUGGUCUCAGGCUGGACAAGCCGGCGCUUCUCACAUCUGCCGGAAGAGGAAGCGCAGGCGCUGCACGACUACAGCUACGCGCUCUUCCGCCAGCGGGGUAGCAGCGAGUACGCCCUGGGCUAUCUGCUUGCGCCUGGCGCCUUCGCACGCUCACCACUGAUCCGCCGCAUCCAAGGCGUGGGCCGACAGUGGAUAGGCCCGCACGCCACCCCAUCCGUAGACGGCGACACACCUCCUGCGAAUCUCUCGCAGCCGAAACGCGAGAAUGGCAUCCCCAUUGUCUUCAUGUACGGCGAGAACGACUGGAUGGACGUCGAGGGCGGCCGCGCCGCGCAACAGAAACUCAACGAGGAGCGCACACGUCUUCUCGCCGGCAAGAGUCCAGAGGAGCGUGCUCAGGAUAAUGCGAGCGCGAAGGUCGUCAUCAUUAAAAAGGCAGGGCAUCAUGUGUAUCUCGAUGGGUGGGACCAGUUCAACAAUGUCAUGCUGGAGGAGAUGCGGGAGACAAAGGCACAGAGCAAGGCGGUGCAGGAGCGAUGA